Molecule: messenger RNA, 312 nt
Organism: Dujonia railenensis
Lineage: Eukaryota; Fungi; Ascomycota; Pichiomycetes; Serinales; Debaryomycetaceae
Source: the annotation of a GenBank genome assembly
AUGGUUGCCACUAUUGCUUCUAAACAAGAAUUCACCGAUGCCCUUACCCACGAUGGUUUAGUCGUUGUCGACUUUUUCGCUACUUGGUGUGGUCCAUGUAAGAUGAUUGCUCCAUUAUUGGACAAAUUCUCCGCUGAAUACUCAUCUGCUAAGUUCAUCAAGGUUGAUGUUGAUGAAUUUGGUGAAAUUGCUCAAGAGUACGAAGUUUCUUCCAUGCCUACUGUUAUCUUUGUCAAGGGUGGUAAGGAAAUCCACAGAGUUAUUGGUGCUAACCCAGCUGCUUUAAAGCAAUUCAUCUCUGCUAACGCUUAG